GGAUCGAGGUUGCAAAUCCAAGAAUCCCCGGCCGGAAUGUCGCCGCAGAGGGUGGCUGGAAGGAAGCGCAAAGGCGCCUCCUUGGCACCGCUCGCUCCCAGCAAGCGCCCGGCGCGGGCAAGCGAUGGCUGGGCAUCCCUGCCCACCGACAUUGUCGAUCUCGUCCUCCGCCGGAUCCUAGCCGGCGGCGACGACAUUGUGGACUACAUCGCCUUCCGCGGCGUGUGCUUCAACUGGCGCGCCUGCACUCCCUCGCCGCGCGACCCCACUCUAAGGGACCCGCGCCUCCGGCCGCGCGGCUGGGUGGCGCUGUGCGACGGCGACGCGGUCCGCCCGGACGACGCCUGCGAGAUCCCCUUCUUCAACACGCGCACGGCUAGGCGCAUCCGCGUCCACCUGCCGGAGCUCCGGCGCCACAGGAUCGUGGGCUUCUCCGACGGCCUGGUCAUCCUCCUCCACCUGAGCACCACCGCGGUCCGCAUGCUCCACCCCUUCACGCGCGUCGUCGUCGAUCUCCCGCCCCUCGCCCGCGUGUUCCGCGGGUGGUUCGGGCGAUGGAAGGAACACGGGCUGGAUAUGAGGGCCGUGGUAUGCGGCGCGAACUCGGCGAACUCCAUCGCCGUGGUGGUGAGGUUCCCGUGGAAGGUGUUCGCGGCGGAGCCAGAUGAUACAGACUGGAAGUUGAUCAAUCGAAACUAG
This is a messenger RNA of Lolium perenne, 699 nucleotides long. RefSeq lists its product as uncharacterized. Lineage: Eukaryota; Viridiplantae; Streptophyta; Magnoliopsida; Poales; Poaceae. The record is from RefSeq and is a predicted model, not a curated record.